CAAUCCUCUCACAGUGUGUGCACAGAGUGCAUGCAUGCACACACCUUUCUGUGAGCACCUUUCUUUAUUAGAACUGGAAUAUUUCAAACUGGGAUAUAUUUAUUAUUUUUUAACAUUUGAUUUGGAUUUUAUUAGUCUGCAAAUAUGACAAUCCGAACAGCCCGUCCUGACCGGGUGCAACAUUUCCCUCCCCGUAUGCACUGUCUCAAAAAGCUGGAGGCCAUAGUGGUGGAGAUGCAGGACCUGGCAAAUGGAGUGAAAGGCUCGGAGCAGAAACUCAAUGUCACUACCAUCCCACAUGUCAUCGCUGGUAAGGACAUCAUCGCAUGGAUUGCCAACAAGAUGACGACUCCAACUGAAGAGGCUCUUGUCUUUUGCACCAUGUUAGUGGCCUAUGGCUACAUCUAUCCCCUGCAGAACCACAAGAAGCUGGUCAUGUGCAAUGAUACUAGCCUCUACCGCUUCCAGACACCAUACUUCUGGCCUACACAGAAAUGGGUUGCAGAAGACUCUGACUAUGCCAUUUACCUGGCAAAGAGGAACAUCCGCAAGAAAGGCAUGCUCGAGCCCUAUGAACAGGCACAUUACGACCACCUCCAUAAAUGGCUGAACCACAAGUGGGACUUCAUUGUGAUGCAGGCCACUGAACAAUACAAGGCUGGUAAGGAGAGGAAGAAGCCGGAUCGUGUGGUGUUUGACUGCCAGGAAAGGGCUUACUGGAUAUUGAACAGGCCUCCGCGUCGUACUCACAGUGCUAUUGACUGCAGUCCAGAGCAUCUAUUUGAUCCCAACACAGAUGAGAAAAUCAGCUUUGACCAGUACAGACGCAUGAACAUUUUCUAUCAACAAGCCAUUAUGAGGUCAAAGGUCAAAUCUAGUGUUUCCCUCGGAGCACUCGUCAAGUACAUCACAACGUACAAAACCCACGACCCAUUUCUGGCUCCAUGUCUACCCAGCAACCCCUGGCAAACAGACAAUGACUCGUACUGGAGUCUCAACACGAGGAGAGUUGAUCCACCCACUAAGAUGAGAGUGGAGCGCUGGUCAUUCAGCUUGUUCGAGCUGCUGACUGACCUGCGAGGCCGGGACGACUUCAAGGUCUUCCUCAAGAAGGAGUUCAGCGGGGAGAACUUGGCUUUUUGGGAAGCAGCUGAAGAAUUGAAGUGGGGCACUGCAUCCUCCAUGUCAUCAAAGGCUGAGACCAUCUUUAAAACCUUCCUGGCCCCUGGUGCUCCCCGUUGGAUCAACAUUGAUGGCAGGACAAUGGGUCUGACAGUGAAAGGCCUGGACCAUCCUCACCGCUACGUGCUGGAAGCAGCGCAGACACACGUCUUCCUACUCAUGAAAAAGGAUACUUUCUUCCGUUACCUCAAGUCACCCGUGUACAAAGACAUCCAGAAGAAAGCACUGAGCCCUGAGGGUCAUAACUUCAGUCCGGCCCAGCUGGAGCAAAACGCUCAGAACCGGAGCCUCGGCAUCCAUCCCAUCAUCCUCUGGAAGGAGGAGGAGGAGGAGAAGGCUAAGGCGGCCGCUGCCUCCGCUCCUGUCGAUGUCAAGGCCAUGAUGAGCAAAAUAGACAGGAAGAAGUAGAGCCAUGCACUGAAGAUUUACAUGACACAUGUGACACACAGUAACACAUAGGUACCAGCCAGGAGAGGCUUUGUUUUAGAAACAGCAGUACAGCUCACCACAAAAGCUGCCCUGUUCUUUCAGCAUGUAUAGAAUAUGACAGUAUGUUAAGUCACACUAAUGACACAAUUUGUAUCUAAUCAAAUAUAUCAUAAUAAAUAUUUAAAUAUACAGUACAUCAAAAAUAAAACCUUUAUUAUUAUUAUCAAUACAUUAGAUGCUGAAGCCAAAUCUAUUGUUAAAUGUCUGAAGUUUGACUAGAGCCAAUGAACCUGCUUUUUCUUUUUGCUGACCCUGUGAUAGUUGUGUUUUCCAUGCAUAUUGCUCCAUACAAGUAAGAGAGUAAAGUAACAGUCAGGGCACAGAUAUUGUAGCUUCUGUUGCUGCAAUAUAAAUACAAAAUAAAUGAUAAAUGUUGUUGUACAUACAGGACAGAUUUAAGUCUGAUUUGAUUAAACUGUCUCUACUGUCGGCUGCAAACUAUUCAAUCAUUCACUUCCAUAUGGAUAUUUCUACUGUUUGUACAUCUGGUUACUUGCCUAAAAUGAAUAAUGAGAUCAAGUUAAAGCGGA
Hippoglossus stenolepis (Pacific halibut) is the source of this 2201-nucleotide messenger RNA. RefSeq names its product regulator of G protein signaling 9a (gene rgs9a). The transcript has 17 exons. Lineage: Eukaryota; Metazoa; Chordata; Actinopteri; Pleuronectiformes; Pleuronectidae. Bases 145 to 1590 code for a protein of 481 amino acids. The record is from RefSeq and is a predicted model, not a curated record. Gene Ontology annotation, biological process: G protein-coupled receptor signaling pathway; regulation of G protein-coupled receptor signaling pathway; intracellular signal transduction.